Hippocampus comes (tiger tail seahorse) is the source of this 2430-nucleotide messenger RNA. RefSeq names its product N-acetylated alpha-linked acidic dipeptidase like 1 (gene naaladl1). Lineage: Eukaryota; Metazoa; Chordata; Actinopteri; Syngnathiformes; Syngnathidae. Gene Ontology annotation, molecular function: carboxypeptidase activity. The transcript has 18 exons. Bases 152 to 2380 code for a protein of 742 amino acids. The record is from RefSeq and is a predicted model, not a curated record.
UAUCGUGAGCAUGUGGGCCAGUGUCAUCAGGUCCCUGCUGUUGAACGGAUCAGUUGGGACGAUGCAAAUAUUUUCUUUGGGGUAUUUUUAAUCAGCAUUCAUCACCAAGAGCUCAAUUAAAUUGAGCGAAUUAAAAACUUAAAAAAAAAACAUGAUAAAGACAGUGGUGACUGGACUUUUGUGCGCUGCAGCUGCGCUGACUGCCGGAAUCCUGAUCGGACACUACGGCAUCGACAAAAGUAGCGACUCCGCACCGGCCUGGGUGAAGGAUGUGUCCAAGGAUGUGGAUGAGAACCUGCUCGAGGAGCUUUUGUCCCAGGUGGACAACGGCCGCAUUCAGGAAAACCUCAGGGAGUUGAGCAAAACUCCUCACAUGGCCACCACAGUCGGAGACGAGCAAACGGUGCAGUUGAUGCUGAACAGAUGGAGGGAUCCAGAAACGGGUCUGGACCGGGUGUGGAGGGAGGAAUACAUGGUCUACCUGUCCUUUCCUGAUCCCGACAAGCCCAAUAAGGUCACUGUUGUGAACCCGUCCAAUGCCGUGCUGCACACGGUCAGAGAGAAAGAGAAGGCUUAUACUCCGGACCAGGAGGAUCCUGCUGUGGUUCAACCCUAUGCUGCGUAUUCUCCUGCAGGGCAAGUACAGGGCAAACUUGUCUAUGCAAACUACGGGACAGUACAUGACUACCAGCUGCUGAACGAUACAAUAAACCUCAAAGACACUAUCGCCAUCACAAAAUACGGUGGCACUGGGAGAGCAGACAAAGCCAUCAACGCGGCUCGCUACGGUAUCCGCGGCGUGCUGGUCUACACGGACCCAUUGGACAUGAACGACGGCUUCAUGUCGGACAACAACGAGACAUAUCCGCAUUCCUGGUACAUGCCCCCUUCGGGCACGGAGAGAGGCGCGUUUUCCUCGAUUUAUGGCGACCCGCUCACUCCAUAUUUGGCUGCCAAAGAAAACACUUACAGAAUUCCAGAGGACGACAUCACUGGGAUUCCUCCCAUUCCCAUUCAACCCAUCGGCUAUGAGGAUGCCUACACGUUAAUCUGUGAGCUGGGUGGAGGACCAGCUCCAAUGGCGUGGCAAGGAGCUUUUAACUGUACGUACAACGUUGGCGGUCCAGGAUUUCGACCCUCUUCUGCUUUCAACAACAGUGACGUGAAGCUGGACAUAUCCAACUACGGUAAGGUGAAGAACUCCGCCAAUGUGAUGGGAGUCAUCAGGGGCAGCGUGGAGCCCGACCGAUACGUGAUCUACGGCAACCACCGGGACAGUUGGGUUCACGGCGCCAUCGACCCGGGCAGCGGGACGUCCGUCAUGCUGGAGCUGACGCGUGUGCUCGGCAAGGCGCUCAAGCAAGGCAAAUGGAGGCCUCGUCGGUCCAUUAUCUUUGCGAGCUGGGGGGCCGAGGAGUUUGGUCUCAUUGGGUCCAGUGAAUACACGGAGCAAUAUCUCACCAAGCUCAGCGAACGCACCGUGGCUUAUAUCAACGUGGAUGUUGCCGUUCAAGAAAAAAAAAAAAAAAAAAGACACCACAGUCGAGUGGUUUUGACUGAUCUAAGUGCAUCUGUCGGACAGGUCAAGGCUCCUGGAGUGGAUUCCAUGUCUGUGUAUGACAAGUGGAUCCGCUAUGCUAAUAGAACAAGCCCGGUCUACGGACUCAUUCCCAGUCUGGGGUUCUUGACAGGAGCCGGAAGUGAUUACGCCCCUUUCGUGCACUACCUUGGAAUCACUUCCUUGGAUAUUUCAUACACUUUUGACAGGACUAAAACAAGAACUCGGAUUUACCCGGCGUAUCACACUGCAUACGACACAUUCGACUAUUCCUCCAAAUUCAUUGAUCCUGGGUUCUACAUCCACCAGGCCGUCGGCAAAACCGCCGGGAGCGUCCUGGUGCGUCUGGCCGACAGUCUGGUGUUGCCGUUGAACUGUAGCGACUACGCGGAGACUCUUGAGGGCUACCUUCACAUGGCUUUGCAGGUGUAUGAAGACUACCUGCUUGCUCAGAAUAUCUCCAUGGAACCAAUCAAACGCGCAGUGGCCAACUUCCGCAGUGCGGCUUCCAACUUAGACCGAGUCAUUCGAAGCUCAGACCUGGCAAAUGAAACGCCACUGAAGGUACGAAAGAUUAAUGACCAGCUCAUGCUGCUGGACCGAGCGUUUUUGAACCCCGUGGGCUCCCCAAGUAAAUUCAGACACGUCAUCUGGGCGCCACUCGAAGUCACCAUGGGCACCUUACCUGGUUUGAGGGACACUUCCGUCGUCCAAGCUAUGUCGCCGGGAACACCCCCCACCAUGGCCCAAUUGCAUCUCCUCGUGUCUGUCAUGAGCCAGGCCAUCGACGGUGCCGCCCAGAUGCUGCUUGAUGUCAUAUAGAUCACAACACAGACUGUCAAGAAACAAGCACUUCCUGUAUAAAAAUGCAC